AACUACAUUGAGAUCAUGCCCAGCGUAGCCGAGGGGGUCAAGAUCGGAAUCCAGGAGUGUCAGCAUCAGUUCAGGGGUAGGAGAUGGAACUGCACCACGGUCAAUGACAAUCUGGCUAUCUUUGGACCAGUACUAGAUAAAGCCACCCGGGAAUCUGCUUUUGUCCAUGCCAUUGCCUCAGCUGGAGUGGCAUUUGCCGUGACACGCUCCUGUGCCGAGGGCUCCAACACUAUCUGCGGCUGUGACUCACACCACAAGGGCCCACCAGGUGAAGGCUGGAAAUGGGGAGGCUGCAGCGAGGAUGCUGAGUUUGGCGUACUGGUGUCCAGGGAGUUUGCUGAUGCCCGAGAGAACAGGCCAGAUGCUAGGUCUGCAAUGAACAGGCACAACAAUGAAGCUGGACGAACGUCAAUACUGGAUCACAUGCACCUGAAAUGUAAAUGUCAUGGUUUGUCUGGGAGCUGUGAAGUGAAGACCUGUUGGUGGGCGCAGCCAGAUUUCCGGGUCAUUGGGGACUAUCUGAAGGACAAAUAUGACAGCGCCUCCGAGAUGGUGGUGGAGAAGCACAGAGAGUCCCGGGGUUGGGUAGAAACCCUUCGUGCAAAAUAUGAGCUGUUUAAGCCCCCAACUGAGCGAGACCUUGUCUACUAUGAAAACUCACCAAACUUUUGCGAGCCGAAUGCUGAGACAGGAUCCUUUGGGACCAGGGACAGGAUCUGCAAUGUCACCUCCCACGGGAUUGAUGGCUGUGAUUUGCUCUGCUGUGGCCGUGGACAUAACACCAGGACGGAGAAACGCAAGGAAAAAUGUCAUUGCAUAUUCCACUGGUGCUGCUACGUCAGUUGCCAGGAAUGCAUUCGAGUGUACGAUGUACAUACGUGCAAAUAACAGGACACACAAACACAAGUAAGA
This is a messenger RNA of Rhincodon typus (whale shark), 912 nucleotides long. RefSeq names its product proto-oncogene Wnt-3. Gene Ontology annotation, cellular component: extracellular region. The record is from RefSeq and is a predicted model, not a curated record. Gene Ontology annotation, biological process: neuron differentiation; canonical Wnt signaling pathway; multicellular organism development. Lineage: Eukaryota; Metazoa; Chordata; Chondrichthyes; Orectolobiformes; Rhincodontidae. The coding region runs from base 16 to 888 and encodes 290 amino acids. The transcript has 3 exons. Gene Ontology annotation, molecular function: frizzled binding; cytokine activity.